AUGCGAGAGAAGGCCACUUGGAUGCACCCUCGAUCGCGACACUGGCACCUGAUGGACUAUGUCCCCGUCCGGAGGCGAGACCAGCAGGACGUGCUGGUGACCAUGGCGAUUUCGGGUGCUGACGGGUGGACCGACAAUCGCCUUGUCAUCUCCGAGAUGCGGAUUCAUCUGCAGUCUCGCAGGAGACUCCAAGGUAGGCGACCACCAGAUGAACUGAAUAUUAGUUUGUUGUCUUUGCCUGAUCACCAUCUCCAUCUCAGUAAUGAGCUAGCUCAGCGACUAGCCAACCUCCUAGUCGUCGCCAUUGCUGACGAGAACGCCUCUGUGGAGAACCAAUGGCGUCAACUGUGGGAUACAGUCCAGUCAACAACCCUGGCUGUCCUUGGUCACGCAUGA
Messenger RNA from Spirometra erinaceieuropaei, 396 nucleotides. Lineage: Eukaryota; Metazoa; Platyhelminthes; Cestoda; Diphyllobothriidea; Diphyllobothriidae. The record is from the annotation of a GenBank genome assembly.